Armigeres subalbatus is the source of this 1628-nucleotide messenger RNA. Its product is annotated as zeta-sarcoglycan. Gene Ontology annotation, cellular component: membrane; sarcoglycan complex. The record is from RefSeq and is a predicted model, not a curated record. Bases 148 to 870 code for a protein of 240 amino acids. The transcript has 5 exons. Lineage: Eukaryota; Metazoa; Arthropoda; Insecta; Diptera; Culicidae. Gene Ontology annotation, biological process: heart contraction.
UUUCUUUUCUAUUCUCUGGGAUUCCAACUCACAUUAGUAGCGAUAAUGAUCUUUGAUUCCGUUGGGAAACGUUCGCUGCGAGGCUUGGCCAUAGAGUAAACUUCUUUAUUUCCCGGAUUGAAUUGAUGGACUGUUGGGGAUGAUGGAAUGGGUCAGCUGAAGAUAGUUUCCGGAGGGAUUCAACUGACGGGCCAAGCGAUGGUUCUGGACAUCUUACGAGCUUCCUCGAUACGGUCCAAACACGGGCAGCCCAUUUCUAUUGAGUCUUCGCGCAACUUUAGUGUUAACACACGUGAUUCCGAGGGAUACUUGGAGAAUCAACUAUUUCUGGGUCACGAUCGAUUAGAAGUGCUUGCUAAUCACUUUCGGGUAGCGGACAGUCAUGGUACCUCACUGUUUUCGGUGGAUCGGGACGAGGUCACCAUAGGAGCAGGUUCUCUUAGAGUCGAGGGAGAAGGUGGAGUCAUAUUCAGAGAUUCAAUCCAAACUCCACUGGUCCGGGCGGAAGCCGGCAAGGAUUUGAAGUUGGAGUCACCAACGCGAUCUCUAGAGGCACGUGCUACUCAAGAAAUAUUUAUGCAAUCACGAGCCGGAAGCAUCGAAGCCAACUGCCUCAACGAUCUCAAGCUCCAUUCAGUGGCGGGCAGUAUUCGCCUGGACGCCAGUACAAUUAUCAUGCCCAACCUCAGAACCGUUCAAGCUCCUUCGUCUGCAGCAUCAGGGUCAUCACGCGAUCACGGUCCUGGAUCGGCCUCCGCAUCGUCAUCGCACACCAAAAUCUAUCAACUGUGUGCCUGCUCCAACGGGAAAUUAUUUCUCGCUCCUGCCCACAGCAUAUGUACCGCAGACGACAGCGCUAUCUGUAGGUAAUAUACCUUUCAGGCACUCUUUAUAACAACAGCCUCAUCAACCCGUCACCAAAUGGUAGCCUAAUAGCGUGUAGUGUACCCACAAAGUUAGAUAGUCUCAAUGAAGUGUAAAUAGAAACAAAUUUUGCUGAAAGCGAACACACUUGUUUUUUCUCGCAAACGUUAGGUCAUCUAGGAAAAAGUCGAUUUCGAGAAGUAUGAAGCAAUUGUUAAUGGAACUUGUUACGUUGUUUAAGUUGGACUCUCUGUUGUAUGAUUUUUUAUAAUUGGUGAAAAUCGUCUGAAAAUCAAUGGUUACAUGUUCGGAAAUCAGAAAUUUAAAUAAUUAUAUUUCAUCUCCAAUCUAGAUCCUUCCCAUCUAGUGGAUAACCUGUGAAAUAACAGAGCUUAUAGUCGAUCAAAUUAGCAAACUAAACCUGGUGCAAACGUGUUUUAGAGGAUACAUCAUAGUUUGGGCUCAAAUUAAUCAAAAUGAAAUUUGAUUCGGACAAGUACUAGGACAUAACAACAAAAAAUAACUUCAAUAUAAACGAGUAACAGCACAAGGUUUAGCCAGCUUUAGAGGAAGGUAGUUGAAUAAAAUACGCAAAGCAAAAAUAAAAUUCUGCAAAGUCGCCAAUUAAAAGGAUAAUCGAUAUGAGUACGGUUAGUUGGGGAGUGAACAGGGGAGGGGUUUAGUAUUUCAUAAAAAAUAUACAUAUCAUAUACAGUAACAAAUAAGGCACUGGAUAAAAAUGCUAAUAAAUCAUUUGAAAUGGA